Molecule: messenger RNA, 1521 nt
Organism: Penicillium coprophilum
Lineage: Eukaryota; Fungi; Ascomycota; Eurotiomycetes; Eurotiales; Aspergillaceae
Product: cytochrome P450
Exons: 3
Coding region: 1-1521 (506 amino acids)
Molecular function (GO): monooxygenase activity; iron ion binding; oxidoreductase activity, acting on paired donors, with incorporation or reduction of molecular oxygen
Source: RefSeq, a predicted model, not a curated record
AUGGCUAUUCUAUCUCUUCUGCUCUCGCCAUGGGUUAUGGCUGUGGCCAUCACCGUAUGCUCAAGUCCCGGGUCCUUUUUUGCCAAAUUCAGCAACAUAUGGGUCGGUCUAAGUGCCAAACAUGGCCAAAAAUAUGCAGCAGUCGACGCGGCGCAUCGAAAACACGGCAAAGUCGUCCGUAUUGGUUUCAACCAUGUGUCCAUCGCCGACGAACGGGCAUUGAAUAUUGUUUAUGGACACGGAAAUGGGUUCCUCAAGGAUCAUUAUUACGAAGCAUUUGUGGCGCGAACCCCGGGCAUGUUCAAUGUGCGCAACCGAGCCGAACAUACACGCAAGCGGAAGAUUAUAUCUCACGCCUUCUCCCCGAGAUCAGUUGCUGCGUUUGAGCCGUUGAUGGCGGAGAACCUACAGCGAUGGACAAGCCAGCUGGACCGGAUUGCGGCUUCCCGGCCACAACAAAAUGAGAAGAGUUUUGCUCGAUACAACGCAAUGCCCUGGUUUAGCUACCUUGCUUUUGACAUAAUAGGAGAUCUGGCAUUUGGUUCGCCAUUCGGGAUGGUAAACAAGGGAAAAGACGAGACUGAGACGCAGCUCGUGACUGGAGGACCUAUUUCAUAUACACCGGCAGUCGAUGUGUUGAACAGACGAGGCGAGGUCUCUUCGACAUUGGGUCUUCUUCCAGCACUACGUCCAUGGGCUCGGUACCUUCCCGAUCCAUUUUUCACCAAGGGAGUAGCGGCCGUGGAAAAUUUGACAGGUAUUGCUGUCGCCGCUGUGUCCUCACGCCUGGAUGCCGCAGAGAAGGGAAUGGAAGACUCGCGCAAUGAUAUCCUUUCGCGCUUGCUACAAGCAAAGGAUGCCAAUGGAAGGCCGAUGGAGCGAGAUGAGCUCAUAGCAGAGGCUCUAACGCAGCUUAUCGCUGGCUCUGACACAAUAUCCAACACUGCCUGUGGGAUCUUUUACUGGAUCCUGCAUGGAGAACGCAGUGCGCCGGGCACAAUAGUUCCUCGACUGCAAGAGGAGCUAGACCAGGCAAUUGAGCCCGAAGCAAAAAUCGCAUCUUAUUCUCAAGUCAAAGAUCUCCCAUUCCUGCGAAGAUGCAUUGAUGAGGCGAUGAGACUUCAUUCUACAUCGGCAAUUGGUCUGCCACGUUUGGUGGCAGAUCAUAGCCCAGGUGUCGAUUUUGACGGCUUCCACUUCCCUCCUGGAACAGUACUUUCAGUGCCUUCUUACACUAUCCAUCAUAUGAGGGAUAUUUGGGGAGACGACGUGGAAGAGUUCAAACCUGACCGCUGGUUGAAUCUGACUGCUCGACAGAAGACCGCUUUUAAUCCAUUUUCAUAUGGCCCCCGGGCAUGUGUCGGACAGAAUGUCGCCAUCAUGGAGCUGCAACUGAUUAUUGGAACAUUAUUCCAUAGGUAUGAGUUUGCCUUGUAUCAGCCAAUCCUGGAAUCGCACGAAGGAUUUUCGAAAAAGCCCAAGGAGUGCCAUGCUGGUCUCAGAUUGAGAGAGUGCAGUUAA